UACUCAAAAAGACAUAUUCAUUUUGCGCAAAUUACACAUGACCCAUUACGAAUGUUCUAAGGCUUUGUAGACUACUUACAUGCAUUCUAUUCACUCAAGUACAGCAUCAAAAUCAAAGAGAUUCGGUUGAGAUUUUCACGACUUGUCGCUUAACCGUUCACAAACCAGCACAGAAAAACAGCAGUAUUGGUUAUCUACACACACUGUGCACGGUUCUCUGUUUGUUUCCUGACAAUGUUUUCUCUUCAAUCUAGAGCUUAAGUGAGCCUCUUGCCUCCCUGCACGCCGUGAAGAGCCCUUCACGAUAUAACACCGUUUAUAUCGGCCCGCACGAGCCAACAUCAACUUUCAUAAACGGGCCUAUAUUUGUAAUCAUUGUUUUGGGAACCAUUAUAUUGUUAGUGUGUUUCUAAUGUUUUAGUUGCGUUUGAGUGAACAAUUGACUUGUUGUGCUGAACGCUGUUUUGACAAGUUCUCCAGAUACCUCCCGAUAACACGAAAUGGUAUUCGACCAAGUUACACAGUUAGUUAGCGGCCAAACUGCUUUCAGCUCUUUCGACGUUCCCCUCUAUUCGCCCCCAUUGACCCCUUCCCAGUUACCCCGGUCUCUGUUACGUAAUCUAAAACAUUCAUAAUCUGCAAACAUUCGAUAUCUGACCAGUGAAAGCAUUUCAGUCGCCGGCUUUUAAUAACUUCACCCCGUUUUUCAGUAAAAUCAGUUCGAAGGCUUUGACCAUGUUUCACUCAAUCAGGAAAAUAUAUGGAUAAUUUAAAAAUCAACAAAAUGCUCUUCAGGAAAGCUACCUUAGAUUUGAUCAGAAAACUAUUUUCCUGUCUACUUUUGUAUCCUUACGUGCAGGCAAAUAUCAAAUUGAGCUAUUAAAAUUCACAUACAUUAUGGCGGAGAGCGAAAAGGGUAUGGGGGCGAGAAUAGGCUGUCGUUCGGCUCCAGUUCCUUUCGGACCAACCAAUAUGGCGGCUGCAGUGGCCGAAAAUAUGCAAUUAUUUUUCGUGAGGGAUAAAUCAACGAACAAAGGAAUAAAACGCCUUGUGAUCAAGAAAAUAUCACAGACCAAGACCUGAAGGUGGAACAACUCAGAUAACGAAGGCAAAAGUUCUCUGUUUCGAAAGUUUGUUGAUAUGGCGCCGGUGGUUGCAUUGUUUCGUUCCCCUACUGCACCGCCUGCACAAGAUGAAUACCAUAAGGAAUUUCAGGCUCAUGGUUUUGAACCUUUCUCAAUUCCAGUCCUUUCAUUCAAGUUUGAUAACCAACAGGAGCUGACUAAAAGACUCGAGGAGCCAAGUAAAUACGAAGGUAUGGUUCUCACAAGCCAGCGUGCAGUGGAAGCUAUGGAGCUCUGUGUGACAAAUUUUAUAUCACAUGAAGUUUGGAGAUGUGAGACUGUAAAAGGGUGGAGAGAAAAGGCAAUAUUUGUGGUUGGAAAAGCUACAGCAAAGGCUGCCAGUGAGAGGCUUGGACUGGAAAGUUCUGGACACGACACAGGCAGUGCAGAUGCUCUGGUUCCAAUCAUUCUUCAGUCCAUCAAGCCCAGUAGUAGUCCACUAUUGUUUCCGUGUGGUAACUUGAGAAGAGAGACAAUACCAAGUGAGAUGGCCAAAGCAGGUGAAACACAUUGUUAACUGAUGUCAGUUUUAAGCACCUGAAAACUCCAUGGGGGAAAUCCCAUAUAGAAAGGAUGUGUUUUCUCGUCGGAAAUUUUGAAAAGAACCCCUAAGAGGUACCAAGGUCUUGUUUUGUUGGCGUGGCUCAAGAAAAUUUUUUUUCAACUCUAAGAGGUACCAAUUCAACAACACAUUAACUGACACUGACUUUUUUCAGCUCAAUACCCUAAAAGGUACCGCUAAAGGCUCCCACUGUGGAGCUUUGGAGGUUCAACACCCUUAAAGGUACCAAAACAACUCUUUGACACCUUAAAGUAUGAUGAGUACUCCUGUCCUUUCUAUAAGCGAGUACCAUCCCCCCUCCCCACCACUGGACUGACAACCUUUACAGUGCCACCAUAACUUUAUGAAGCUGUACAGGAUUUCAAACACAUUUGGGCUGUUUUCCAAGCAAGUGCCCUGAACAAUGCUCUUGAUUGGUACUUGUGGGGAAAAAUGAGUUUAAAGAGAACAGUACAGUGUCUCAUUUUGUUGUCUUGUCAUUGUGUUUUCUUCACCUGCUUUCUUGCCUCUCUCUUUUCCCCAACAAUAUCACAACCCA
This is a messenger RNA of Orbicella faveolata, 2224 nucleotides long. RefSeq names its product uroporphyrinogen-III synthase-like. Gene Ontology annotation, cellular component: cytosol. Lineage: Eukaryota; Metazoa; Cnidaria; Anthozoa; Scleractinia; Merulinidae. Gene Ontology annotation, molecular function: uroporphyrinogen-III synthase activity. The record is from RefSeq and is a predicted model, not a curated record. Gene Ontology annotation, biological process: uroporphyrinogen III biosynthetic process.